AUGUCUGAUAUUGCGGAAAACAUGUCUAAUUUGUCUGUUCAGGACAAUGAUUCUGGUGCAACUUCAGGUGACAGCAGACGUUCUUAUGUUCCUCCUCAUGUGAGAGGCCAACAAAGAAGUGGUAGCGGUAACUAUCGUGGUCGUUCUGAUAACUUCGGUGGUAACGAGAGAUCCUUCUUUGGUAACGAAAGAAGAGGCGGUGGAUACAGCAGAGGCGGUAGAGGUUCCGUCAACUGGGGUGGUUCCAACUGGGGUGGCAGAAACGACAGUAGAGGUUCUGGCGGUUACGGUGGUGGUAACUCAUCUGGUAGAUGGAUCGACGGUAAGCACGUCCCAGCUGCCAAGAACGCUAACUUGGAAUUAGAGUUGUUCGGUGUUGCUGAGGACAAGAGUUUCCAAUCCUCUGGUAUCAACUUCGAUAACUACGACGAUAUUCCAGUCGAAGCCUCUGGUAAUGAUGUUCCAGAACCAAUCAGUGAAUUCCACUCUCCUCCAUUGGAUCCUUUGUUAUUGGACAAUAUUAAGUUGGCCAGAUUCACCAAGCCAACUCCAGUUCAAAAAUACUCUGUUCCAAUCGUCGCUGCUGGUAGAGAUUUAAUGGCUUGUGCUCAAACUGGUUCCGGUAAGACUGGUGGUUUCUUGUUCCCAGUUCUGUCUGAAUCAUUCUCCAGUGGUCCAGCCUCAACCCCAGAAGCUGCCGGUAACUCUUACAUCAAGAAGGUUUACCCAACCGCCGUGAUCUUGGCCCCAACCAGAGAAUUGGCUACUCAAAUUUACGAUGAAGCUAAAAAGUUCACUUACAGAUCGUGGGUUAAACCUAUGGUCGUUUACGGUGGUGCCAGUAUCGACAACCAAAUUAAACAAAUGAGAUACGGUUGCAACUUGUUGGUUGCCACUCCAGGUCGUUUGACUGAUUUAUUGGAACGUCGUUACAUCUCUCUUGCCAACGUUAAGUACUUGGUUUUGGAUGAAGCUGAUAGAAUGUUGGAUAUGGGUUUCGAACCUCAAAUCAGGAGAAUUGUGGAAGGUUCUGACAUGCCAUCUGUUGAUAACAGACAAACAUUAAUGUUUUCCGCCACUUUCCCAAGUGAAAUCCAACAUUUGGCUUCCGAUUUCUUGAAGGACUACGUUUUCUUGUCCGUUGGUAGAGUUGGUUCUACAUCCGAAAAUAUUACCCAAAAGAUUCUUUACGUUGAAGACUUCGACAAGAACGAUACUUUGUUGGACUUGUUGGCCGCUAGUAAUGAAGGUUUGACCUUGAUUUUCGUUGAAACUAAGAGAGCCGCAGAUUCCUUGACUGACUUCUUGAUCAUGGAAGGUUUCAAGGCUACUGCUAUCCAUGGUGACCGUACACAAGGUGAACGUGAACGUGCGUUGUCUGCUUUCAAGACCGGUAGAGCUACUAUCUUGGUUGCUACCGCUGUCGCUGCUAGAGGUUUGGAUAUUCCAAACGUUACUCAUGUUAUCAACUUUGACUUGCCAAAUGAUAUCGAUGAUUACGUCCACAGAAUUGGUAGAACUGGUCGUGCCGGUAACACCGGUGUUGCUACUACCUUCUUUAACCGUGGUAACAAGAAUGUCGCUAAGGAAUUGGUUAGUUUGUUGAGUGAAGCUAAUCAAGAGGUUCCAUCCUUCUUGACCACCAUCAUGAGAGAAGCUUCUAGCGGCAGAGGCGGUGCCAGAGGUGGCCGUGGUGGUUACAACCGUGGCAACAGCACCAGAGAUUUCCGUCGCGGUGGCGCCCCCUCUGGUGGCUUCAGCAGCGGUGGCGGUUCCAGCGGCGGCUGGGGUAACGGUGGCGGCUCCAGCGGUGGCUGGGGUAACUCUUCCGGUAACUGGGGUAACUCUUCUAACUCCUCAAACUCUAACUCUGGUUGGUGGUAA
Kluyveromyces lactis is the source of this 1884-nucleotide messenger RNA. RefSeq names its product DEAD/DEAH box helicase. The transcript has a single exon. The record is from RefSeq and is a predicted model, not a curated record. Gene Ontology annotation, cellular component: nucleus. Gene Ontology annotation, molecular function: RNA binding; RNA helicase activity; ATP binding. Lineage: Eukaryota; Fungi; Ascomycota; Saccharomycetes; Saccharomycetales; Saccharomycetaceae. Bases 1 to 1884 code for a protein of 627 amino acids.